Messenger RNA from Salarias fasciatus (jewelled blenny), 7844 nucleotides. RefSeq names its product microtubule associated serine/threonine kinase family member 4 (gene mast4). Gene Ontology annotation, molecular function: ATP binding; protein serine/threonine kinase activity; protein binding. The record is from RefSeq and is a predicted model, not a curated record. Bases 292 to 7821 code for a protein of 2509 amino acids. NCBI's taxonomy places the organism in Eukaryota, Metazoa, Chordata, Actinopteri, Blenniiformes, Blenniidae. Gene Ontology annotation, biological process: peptidyl-serine phosphorylation; intracellular signal transduction; cytoskeleton organization. The transcript is spliced from 31 exons.
CAGCAGCAUGGACUCACCGUGAAACCCGGAGCUUCCCGACCCGCACCGGGGAAACUUUUAACCGCAGCGGACUCCCGCGGCCCGGCCUCCGCCCCCGCGCAGGUUCCGCACACAUUUUUAACCGGCAACUUUCGGCGGCGUCGUGACUUUGUUUCCACUCGAGUGAGGAAGGAAAACAAACAAACAAACAUAAAAAAAAGUGUCUCCCGGCUCGUGACGGCUAUGACCCGCUCAGGUGCGCCAGCAGGUGAAUUCGUGUUGUUGUGAGAAGUUAAAAAAAAUACAUUAAUAAUGGAAGAGAAACAUUUCGAAGCGUGUGGAAGCGACGAGAGUCUGUCAGCGUCGUCUUCAGGCUCCCAGACCCUGUCCGAGGGAGGAGAAGAGGAGGAGGAGGAGGAAGAGACCGCGUCCGUGCUGGAAAUUAAAGUUUAUGGAGAUGAAGGGGACUUUCAAGCUGUCAACGAAGACGAGCAAAACGCCCAAUAUGAGAAAACGACUGAGGAGGAGGAGGAGGAGGAAGAGGAAGAUGAAAAGUUGGACAACAUCCUCUAUCCACCGGCUUCAUACCACAGGAAAUCCAGCAACCCUGAGGUGACUCGAGGAUUAAGUCCUGCCCUCAAGCUGAAGCGUCAUCUCAGUGAAGAUGGAACGUACGUCCGGAGAAGAAGCCUCGGGGGUGGACUCACAGGAAAGUACCUCCUGCUGCCGAGCACCAUCCAGCCGACACACUCAGCAGGCCAUCAGUCCUCUGAGACCUCCAACCUGGUCCGCAUGCGAUCCCUCAACCUCGGGAAGUCGGACCCCUCCCUCACCUCCAGCCUGAAGGAGCUGAGUCUUCCCAGAAGAGGCAGCUUCCUUACUCCCCGAAGCUUGAGCCCCACUCCCACUAGUCCGUGCAGUCCGUGCAGCCCGCUGCACGCUUUUCAUUUCUGGAGCUGCAGGACGAGCAACAGAAAGAGCCUGAUAGGAAGCGGUCAGUCUUCCGGUUUACCUCGGCCUCACUCCCCGCUCUCAUCUCUCACAGGAACGAGCCCACAAGACAGUCCCAGAAAUUUCUCUCCUAGUGCCUCUGCUCAUUUCUCCUUUGCACGAAGUCAUUGCCACAGAGCAGACAGGACUGAUGGUCGCCGCUGGUCGCUGGCCUCCCUUCCCUCGUCUGGAUAUGGAACCAACACGCCCAGCUCCACUGUCUCUGAGAAGCUGCACCAGCUGCCCUUCCAGCCUACGCCCGAUGAACUGCACUUCCUCUCCAAGCACUUCUGCACCGAGAGCAUCUCCGGGGACGAAUGCCGCAGAGCGACAGCCAUGCGACCCCGCUCACGCAGUCUCAGUCCUGGAAGAUCUCCAUCGUGUUACGACCAUGAGAUUAUCAUGAUGAAUCACGUGUACAAGGAGCGUUUUCCGAAGGCCACGGCUCAGAUGGAGGAGAGGAUCGAGGACAUCAUCCGCAGCAACUCUCCGGAGACCGUCCUCCCGCUGGCAGAUGGCGUGCUCGGCUUCGCCCACCACCAGAUAAUUGAACUGGCCCGUGACUGCCUGGAGAAGAGUCGGCUCGGACUCAUCACCUCCAGCUACUUCUGCGAACUCACCGACAAGCUGGAGAGGCUCGUCCAGGAGUCGACGGAGAGGUCGGAGAGUGAAGAGGUGAACUUCAUCAGAGAGCUGGUGAAGAAGAUUCUCAUCGUCAUCGCCCGACCUGCACGACUGCUCGAAUGUUUGGAGUUCGACCCGGAGGAGUUUUACCACCUCCUGGAGGCCGCCGAGGGACACGCUAAAGAGGGUCAGGGCAUCAAAACGGACAUCCCGCGUUAUAUCAUCAGCCAGCUGGGACUCACACGAGAUCCUCUGGAAGAAAUCGCUCAGCUCACCAGCUGCGACAGCGGCAUCGCAGAAACCCCCGAAACAGACGACUCUUCUCAGAGCCUCAGCACAGCUCUGCGGUCCCGGCGGAAACCAUGCGAAUUGGACUUCGAGAUGACAAAACUCAUCAGUAAUGGCGCCUAUGGGGCUGUUUAUCUGGUGCGGCACAAGGAGACGAAGCAGCGGUUCGCCAUGAAGAAGAUCAACAAGCAGAAUCUGAUGCUGAGGAACCAGAUCCAGCAGGCCUUCGUGGAGCGAGACAUCCUCACCUUUGCCGAAAACCCCUUCGUGGUGUCCAUGUACUGCUCCUUCGAGACGCGGCGGCACCUCUGCAUGGUGAUGGAGUACGUAGAAGGAGGAGACUGUGCCACGCUCUUGAAGAACAUGGGUCCGCUGCCUGUGGACAUGGCCCGGAUGUACUUCGCCGAGACCGUGCUGGCUCUGGAGUAUCUCCACAACUACGGCAUCGUCCACAGGGACCUCAAGCCGGACAAUUUGCUGGUGACCUCCAUGGGACACAUCAAGCUGACCGACUUCGGUCUUUCCAAAGUGGGACUCAUGAACAUGACCACCAACCUGUACGAGGGCCACAUCGAGAAAGACGCCAGAGAGUUUUCUGACAAGCAGGUGUGUGGGACCCCGGAGUACAUCGCUCCAGAGGUGAUCCUCAGACAAGGCUACGGGAAGCCGGUGGACUGGUGGGCCAUGGGAAUCAUCCUGUACGAGUUCCUCGUGGGCUGCGUGCCGUUUUUCGGCGACACCCCAGAGGAGCUGUUUGGGCAGGUCAUCAGUGAUGAGAUCAACUGGCCUGACGGCGAGGACGCCCCCCCUCCCGACGCCCAGGAGCUCAUCACCUUGCUGCUGAGGCAGAAUCCUCUGGAAAGGAUGGGCGCAGGUGGAGCUGCUGAAGUGAAGCAGCAUCAGUUUUUCCACAACCUGGACUGGAACGGCCUGCUGAGGCAGAAGGCCGAGUUCAUCCCCCAGCUGGAGUCCGAGGACGACACCAGCUACUUCGACACGCGCUCGGAGAGGUACCAUCACCUGGAGACGGAGGAGGAGGACACCAACGACGAAGACUUCAACGUGGAGCUGCGGCAGUUCUCCUCCUGCUCCCACCGAUUCUCAAAGGUGUACAGCAGUCUGGAUUUGUCUCGUGGGCAUCUGGAGGAGAAGGGAGAGACGGAGGAGAAGAAGAGCGAGAGCCCGCUGACGGUGGACUCCCUCAGCUGGACGCCCGACUUCGCUGACAUGCCCUCUCUGUCCCACUCCACCGACACGGACAGUCUCAAUCAGGGCCCUCGUCCCAGCGCGCUACCAAAGUUUGCCAUCUCGGCCGAGAGCGAAGGGGACGAGACCUCGGGCCUCGGCGACCCCAGCAAGGCCUCCUUCUCCAUCGGAGAGCUCCCGCAGGACGAGCCCGACGCCACGACGCCUGGCAGCACUCACAGCGGGGCCACGCUCUCCGGAAGUUUCUCCGAGCAUCUGGACCAGCUGACGCCCAGAGGUGAGGGCGUGCAGAGUCCCGACAGCACCAGCCAAUCAGUGGAGCCGACGCCUCUGCAGACGUCCUCGCUGCGGCCCGAGAGCGCUGCGGAGAAGAGCGGCCCCGUGGCCAAAGUGCCCAAGUCCGUGUCCACCGGCACCCUUUCCCUCAUGAUCCCCGGAGAUAUCUUCGGGGUCUCCCCGCUGGCGAGCCCCCUCUCUCCAUACUCGCUCUCCUCGGACCCGUCCUCCAGAGACUCCUCCCCCAGCCGGGACUCCUCCCUCUGCACCUCCAACCCCCGGCAGCCCGUCGUCAUCCACAGCUCCGGGAAGAAGUUCGGCUUCACGCUGAGGGCCAUCCGGGUGUACGCCUGCGACAGCGACAUCUACACCGUCUAUCACAUGGUCUGGAAUGUGGAAGAUGGAGGACCGGCACAUAAAGCAGGGCUCAAAGCCGGAGAUCUCAUCACACAUGUGAAUGGAGAACCGGUUCACGGCCUCGUCCACACCGAGGUGGUCGAGCUCCUGGUGAAGAGCGGCAGCAAAGUGUCCAUCUCGACGACCCCCUUUGAAAACACGUCUAUCAAAACAGGCCCAGCCCGGAGGAACAGCUACAGGAGCAAGAUGGUCCGAUGUGGCAAAAAGCCAAAGAAGGAGAAAACUCCAGAAAGGCGACGAUCCCUCUUCAGACGUUUCGCCAUGCAGCCGUCGCCCCUUCUGCACACCAGCCGCAGUUUCUCCUCCCUCAACCACUCUCUGUCAUCUGGUGAGAGUCUCCCUGGCUCCCCUACCCACAGUCUGUCCCCUCGUUCCCCUACCGCCGCCUUCCGCCCCGCUCCAGACUUCACCCAGUCAGCUGGAAACUCGUCCCAGAGCAGCUCACCCAGCUCCAGCGCUCCAAACUCCCCCGCGGGAUCAGGCCACAUCCGUCCCAGCACCCUGCACGGCCUGGGCCCCAAGCUGCCCGGCCAGAGGCUCCGCCAGGGCCGCCGCAAGUCUGCCGGCAGCAUCCCGCUCUCGCCUCUGGCUCGCACGCCGUCCCCCACUCCCCAGCCCACGUCUCCGCAGCGCUCGCCCUCCCCUCUCCUCAGCGGACACUCUGUCGCCAUUUCCAAGGCGACCCAAGCCUUCCCGGCCAAAAUACAUUCCCCGCCCACGAUCGUGCGACACAUCGUGCGGCCCAAAAGCGCCGAGCCGCCCCGCUCGCCCCUCCUGAAGCGCGUGCAGUCCGAGGAGAAGCUGUCUCCCUCCUACACGGGAGAUAAGAAGCACCUGUGUCCCAGGAAGCACAGCCUGGAAGUGACCCAGGAGGAGGUGGUGCAGGACGAGGAGGUGCGGCAGGGCGAGCGGGAUUACAGCGCGCCGCAGAGCGCCGAGGAAGCUGCCUGCGAGCCGCCGGCCGUCACCCGGGUGCGACCGGUGGAGCAGGGCUGCUUGAAGAGGCCCGUCGGUCGAAAGAUGGGCCGGCAGGAGUCUUUGGAGGAGCUCGACAAAGAAAAGCUGAAGUCCAAGAUGGUCGCAAAGAGGCAGGACUGGUCAGAGAGGAGGGAGUCUCUGCAGAAGCAGGACGCCCUGCACGAGUGCGAGUCCCCACUCCUGUGCGGAGACGACAGGGAGGAAGGCUUCAUGGGCCGAAGUCAGAAUAAAGCGCAGAGCAGCCCUGAAUCGGGCCCUCUGGAGGCGAAAGCUGCGAGCUCCACUCUUAAAGAUGUCCUGUAUAAAAAACUGAACACACGAGUCUCCGAGGGCAUCGCCGAGCCGUGCGGCAGCGGCGGUGAUGGCGAGGGACUGCGGUCACCGCUCUGCUCCAUUCACCCGGAGUGGCAACACUGCAGGCAGAGCAAAGACGCCAUGAAGCCCGACAGGCUGGACUUCAAAGCUCCCAACAUCGAGUUCACCAGGAAGAGGCUGUCGUUCGAGGAGAGGGAGGACUGCAUGUGCCGCCUGUCUUCGGGCCUCCACGAGAACCUCCAUUUCGGCUCCACCAGGUCCAAGAGCCUCCAGCUGGACACCGCCAUGUCUCACGAUCACAUGAAGGGCGGACUGGGCAGCGUCCACUCCAGCCCUGAAGGUCUGACUCCAAAGCUUUUCUCCGGCAGAGGCGAGAGCGCCGUGGAGAAGCUGCAGCUCAUCUCCUCCGCCGAGUCUCCGCUUCGAAAGACGUCGUCCGAGUACAAACUUGAAAGUCGCCACGUCUCCUCCCUCAAACCUUUAGAGGGCACCCUGGAUAUCGGUCUGCUCUCUGGGCCUAGAGUCUCCAAAACGGAAACAUGUUUAUCGAAGAUGGCGGAGAAUACAAGCAGCACUGUUUCUCCGAUUUGGCUGCAGAGUCCCACAGAGCGGCAGAUAACCAUUCCCCAGCUGAAAACCUCAGAUAAGAUAAAAAGCCCCCUGACUUCUUCCCUGAGCCCUGAAGCUGUUUCAUCUUUAAAUAGCAUCAUUGUCCCUAAAGAGCCGUCAAAUCAUGCAAACGCCGACAUGAAAAGCGGAGAGAAAACACAGGACAGGCACGGUGAAACAUUUAAAGCCUCCAGCAGCAAAGUGGAGGCGUCAAACUUUAUCCUGAAACCAGAGAGCCGGAGCAGCAUGGUGAAGGUGGGCUCGUCGCUGGCCCACGAGCACCGAGGCCCUCGCCACAGCUCCCACUUCUCCUCCUGCGGAAAAACUCCCUCCAUACGGGAAGUGAGCAACGAAGAUCAGGAGGACGAAGCGGAGCUGGAGGAAGCCGCAGCACAAACCACGUCGCAGAGCGCCGACAGCUGCAAGACCGUGGCGUCUGUGGCUGCAGCAAAGCUGGAGGCGGAUGUAAAGACUUCCCCCGCGCUCAGAGCUCCAGCUGUCUGCAGACCGGUGCCCGUGCUCGCAAAUACAAACUGUGGUUUGGAGGCAGGUCGGAGCAGUGAGAGGAGGACUGACCCAGACAGGACCUCUGUGUCUGAGGCGAACGUACCGAGCGGUUCAGCACCUGCACAUGUUUCAGAGAACAUUCUCUCAAAACCGCCCAACAUCUGCUCCUCAAAUACAGAAGUCCCCAUCACAACGUCAGCGUUCGGCUCUGCACAAGACCAUAAAUCCGGCAGUUUGAAGUCAGAGCUUCAGGACUGCUGGAAAACAUCUGGCGGUAAGAGCAGUGUGCAGCCCGACUCGACCGCCGCGAAACCCGGCGGAGGUUCAGACGGCUCCACGUCCACCAAGGAAAGCAUCGCGCCUUCAAACGUGGAGCACAAGAGUGAAGUUUCUUCAGCUAAGGCGAGCGCGUCAUUAAAUGUAGUUACACAAGUCACACCGGGCGUGAACAAAAAGGACAACACUGUGUCUGCUGCCGCUGCAAAAGAGGACAGUGGCUCAUUGUUGCAGGAGAAAGGCGUUCCUCUUUCACCAAAGACAAAGAGAGCAGGCGAUGUGAGCGAUUCGGAGCAGCUGUUAAAGACUUUUCCAGCUGAAAAAGCACAAGACAAACCCUCUGAUUCACAAUGUUGCACCUCCAAGAAAGACGGCCCCGUUUUGAGUGGGAACGCAAACACUGUGGCACCCUUAGCGAAACCAAAAAACGUAGCUCCAGCGGCUACCAGCGACAACGCUUCGAGUCCCAAAAGUAAGACGAGGUCUGACCCUCAGCCUGCGCCCUCCGGAUCUGCCAAGACGGAGACAAAAACGGCUCCUCCAGUUCCCGUCAGAGGAAGUCCACAUUCAAAACAGAAGGAGUCGGCGCUGCCGGCUCCAAACACUGACAACGCUAAAUGCAAGGACGUCCUGCUGUCGUCCGCCGGAGUGGAGGUGAAGCAGGCAGAGUCCGUUCAGCCCUCUCACUCGCCCCCUCGCCCCGACCCGAAGCAAAGAGAAACCCAGCUCAGAAGCUCUGUAGCAAUCAGCAUCGCAGAUUUCAGACCAAAAUCUGUCCCUCCGAAAGCCGCCGCCGCCGCCGUGCCGCCGGCCCCAAAGCCCACUGUAGCGCCAACCCCCUCAGUCAAACCAAGUCUGGACGCUAAAGCUAAAGAGCCCUCCGCCAGAAACCCAGCCGCAGUCCUCAAAGACGCCCCCAAACCCAAAGACGGCGCUCCUCCUCAAGCUGCGCCUCCGCAGCUCAGGAAGGAGCCUCAGUCGCUGUCGGGCGUUGCCGAUCCGCCGCCGCCGGUUCUGCCGAAACCCGCAGUCAGAAAGGAAACGCCGGCAGCCGGCGGCGGGGCCAAAACCUGCGAGCCGGCGGCCAAGACGUCCAAAGACGGAGCGCCCAAACCCGACGCCCAGCAGAAGGCCGCCGACGCCAGAGUCGCCACCACCCCCGACAAGCAGGCGUCCUCCGGCCGCAAGGAGCCGGCCGACAGGAAGAAGAAGGAGACGGUUCAAGAGGCAGCGCAGAAAAACACUAAAAGGGACUCGUCCAGGGCGUCGCCGUCGGCUCUCAGAGACGGCGCGGAAAAAGACGGAGGCAGGUCGAAGAAGGAGUCGUCGCCGCGUAGCUCCUGCAACAAGAAGUGAAGGCUGGAAACAGCGGAUGUAGU